GUCAAAUGAUGAACAAGUUGCUAGAAUCAAAUUCUGGUGUUCUUUAUUCUUGUUCGAAUCCGCCGAAAUUUGUUCAAAGUAAAACAGCCCAAACGAACUAUGGAGAACCUUCAGACAAUGGUGAACGUCUCUGUACAGUGCCAAGUGGCAGUAUUCGAAGUCCUAAAGAAUGCCAAGGAAAGCCAUUUCAUUUCAUAGAUUGUCAAGCAAAUGGAAUAUUUAGAAAGAAGUUGUACAGGAAAAGGUUGUAUGAAUGGGCAACAAUGGGGAUUGAACAUCGUCAAAUCAAAACAGGGAGAGAAGUCAGCUCGAAAAUGCCAGAAAAUAAGACGAAUGUGACUUCUAAUAGUUUAAAGUCUCGUUAUAUUGAAGAGGCAUUGGAAGCAAUUGAAUUAAGAUGUACUAGCAGAAAGAAUAGCAUUAGGGCAAAAAUUCUACUGAGAAAAGAACAUCUUUUGACAAAGGAAGAGGAGCAAGAUAUCCAUACUAAAGCUGACUUGUUUGCAAUCACCACAGUUCCUGAUCCUAGAUUCUUUGUUCUGCCAAAAGAUGACCCUUUCCCUCUUCCAACUCUGGAGUCACAGAAACAGACAUGUCUUUCACCAUCAAGGAAAAAGCGCAGGCGGAAUUAUGGAAACACAGACUGCUACGUUUACUUCCAUAAUCACGAUGACGUCUUUGAUAACACAAAAAUGCUACCCCUAAGCACCAGGCUUAUAAAGCCUCCAACAAAGCUUGUGGAGCUUGUGGCUCAGGCAGUCACCUCUAGUCCAGAUGGGCUGUUGCAAGUACAGCAAAUAUACACAUUUCUACAAAACAAGUAUCCCUUCUUCAGAUACAUGGACAAAAUUGCUGUGAACAGUUGGAGGAGUUCCAUUAGACAUGCUCUUUACCAGAAGUGGUUCCGAAAAAUCCGCUUUGAUGUCAGCUACAUCAGCAGUAAAGGAUGCUACUGGGCCAUCAACAAGAAACAUAAUCCAAGGGAAUGGAAUCUUCCAGAAACUGCAUUUGAAGACUCUGCAUCUGAAUAUAGGGAUUAUAUAGAAUACAGGGAUCUUAUGGAACUAGAGGAGAACCCAAUUUACCAGUAUGCUGAUGAAGGUUGCGAGGAAAUAAGACUGGGGGACCUAAAUAUGGAGUUGUGGAGCCCAGCAGACUCCUGUGUGAACUCGCAGGCUGAAAUCCAUGUACCGUCCCCUGUCAGAGAGCCUGACCCGAUCCUAGCCACCUGUGCUACUGACUGGAACAAUGAGUUGUGUUUGUCAAGUGGUGAGUCAGGAUGCUGUUCAAUGUCCCCUCUAGUCUUGUCUUCUGAUAGCUGCUCUAUUCCAUCCCAGAUUCUGUCACAAUCUUCAGACAUUGACUCAGGUGAUGAUGAACCAGUAGAUGAAACACAAAGAUUCACAAUGAAAGAAAACACAAGAACAAAUCAUAGCUCUAGUUCUUCACCAUUUGUUAACUGGACACCAAACUGGGAAGAUUAUGGUUCAUAUAUUCUUUCCCCACAGAACGUAACGACCCAGAAGUACCUACUGGAUCUGUCAUGUGGACAGAUAGACAAACAACAGGUUGUUGCAACUUCAUCUGAACAUGAGGAGACCGUGCUUUCAGAAUUACCAGCAGGGUCUGACUUGGACCAGUCAGUGGACUGCAUGCAUUUUGCCACUGACAGUGGUGAUGGUAAAUGCAGUGAGUUUCAGGUACUUGCUGAAUAUUCUGAGAGUGAUGAAAACACAACCAAAAUCUUGUGGUAAAAAGGUGGUUGUGAGUUACCAGUGAUGGGGUUAACAUCAGAAGGAACGAAGUAAUAUUAAAUUAUGGACGCCAAACCAAGUUUUGUAAAUUACUUAAGACAAUAAGCGUUUAAACGAAUUGCAGAAACUGAAAUAAAUGCAUGAUCUUACACAAGUGUAAUUUUCUGACUUGAAUUUUUGUUUGUACAUAUUGGCUACUUGCAUGUAUUUAUUAAUCAUGAAAAAUAAAUAUUAAACUUAACUUUUAUGUUGCUCAUGUUUCAAAGUGUCGCAUGAAUUUAUUUCUGGAAUCUAUAAAACACAUUUUUAUCAUAAUGAAGAAGAAUGCAGCUUGGCAGAGAAUCAUACCAUGAUAAGGAAAAACAACAAAGGCAAUUUAAGAGCCAGACCAAUUAAAUGGUUGGUUAUCAAACUUAUGAGGU
This is a messenger RNA of Mya arenaria, 2176 nucleotides long. RefSeq lists its product as uncharacterized. Bases 6 to 1754 code for a protein of 582 amino acids. The record is from RefSeq and is a predicted model, not a curated record. Gene Ontology annotation, molecular function: DNA-binding transcription factor activity, RNA polymerase II-specific; RNA polymerase II cis-regulatory region sequence-specific DNA binding. Lineage: Eukaryota; Metazoa; Mollusca; Bivalvia; Myida; Myidae. The transcript has 9 exons. Gene Ontology annotation, biological process: regulation of transcription by RNA polymerase II.